This is a messenger RNA of Leishmania braziliensis MHOM/BR/75/M2904, 657 nucleotides long. RefSeq lists its product as hypothetical. The transcript has a single exon. Lineage: Eukaryota; Euglenozoa; Kinetoplastea; Trypanosomatida; Trypanosomatidae. Bases 1 to 657 code for a protein of 218 amino acids. The record is from RefSeq and is a predicted model, not a curated record.
AUGUCCCGCCGCGAGAGUUGUAUCUGGCACCCGAUGCCUGAGGAGGUGCGCCGCUCCUCCGUACAGUCACGCCGCGCGUCUCUGGCAGCCGGUCGUCGCAAGAGCUUGAACGGGAAUGCGCCUGACUGGGAGGUAGAGGCCCCGCCGACCCCGUUGCGCGGGGACUACAGCGCGCGUGAGAACGCUGCGAUGGUGCGCACCCCGCGCGAGGCUGCUGCGCCAGAGGCGGAGUCUUCCAAGCCGUUGCAAGGACCUGGCGUGGUGGCCCGUAGGGAUGUGGGGCUAACUGCAGUCGUGGAGGAGUCUCAGUGGAUAGAGGACGAGGAGGAGGAGGCAGCUCUGCAAUCCAGUGCGGAUCCGAAGGCCGCAAGGAAGAGUCGCACCCGCCACAUGGUGCGCUUCCACGGUGGUAAGUGGCCGAGGGUACUGCGCAAGCGCCGCUCCGAGAUUAUGUCCUCCUUCUUGGAGGACAUCAAGGACGGUGCGUCUGUCAUGGGCGAUGAGGCGAAGCGGCUCAAGAUUAAGAUGCACGACUGUAUGGAGGUGACGUUCGUCACUUACAGCGAGAGCCGUUCGCGUCAGAAGGCGAUUCACAUGGCACUCCAGCAGUACGACUUCCCAAAGACGUGUCAGCAGUAUACGAGUUUCGAGGAGUAG